GGCCGGACGCCCCGGAGCCUCCGCGCCGCAGCCUCCCCGGGGUCUGGGAGCGAGUCCGAGGGCCAUGGCCGAGGCGGCGCCUGCUCCGAACCACAGGAUAUCAGAGUUGGAAGGGACUUCUGAAGUCAUCUAGUCCUGGUCAGAUUAGAUCGCAGGCUUCUAAGACUGGUUCGGGAACUAGACAUGGAGACACGGCGAUCCUCGCCUUUGGCAUUCUCCAGUGUUCCUCAGCGAGAAACUCUCCCUCACUCACCUGCUGGACCCCUCCAAGAGACUCCAUCCCAGUACUCUGCUCUUUCCCCUAAAGAAACUCCAUCACUGUUCCCUGCCAUUCCCCAGAAAGAGGCCCCACCCCGGAUCAUUCCUGAGAAAGUGACUCCUGCCCGACUCCACUCUGUUUCCCAGAGGGAAAUUUCACUCCCAAUUCUUGCUUCUCCUGAGCAAGAGAUAGCUUUUCAACAUCCUCCUGUUCUCCAGCCUGAAACUCAGUGUCCACCCUUAGCUGCUUCUGAACAAGAAAUCUUAUUUCGGUCCCAUCCUGUUCAUUAUCAAGAAAUCCCACUCCAUUCCCCUGAAAUUCCUGAGAAAGAAAGCCUGCUCCUUUCCGCUACUGUUCCUGAAGCUGAGAUGGAGACCCUACUGCAAAGCCCAGGUCAUGGGAUUCAAAAGGAUACAUCCUUUCAGACCUCUGCUGCCUCUCAAAAGGAAACUCCACUUCAGACUGCUGAAAUAUCCCGCUUGGCAAUAUGGGCUGCCAUCCAAGCAGUGGAGAGGAAAGUGGAAGCCCAGGCCAUGAGGUUACUCACCCUGGAGGGGCGGGCAGGAACGGCUGAGAAAAAGCUAACUGACUGUGAAAAGACAGCUGUGGAAUUUGCAAACCACCUAGAGAGCAAAUGGGUUGUGCUAGGGACCUUGCUCCAGGAGUAUGGUUUAUUGCAAAGAAGAUUAGAGAAUAUGGAAAACUUAUUGAAAAAUAGGAAUUUCUGGAUUCUUCGACUCCCCCCAGGCAGCAAUGGAGAAGUUCCCAAGGUACCAGUCACAUUUGAUGAUGUUGCAGUCCAUUUCUCAGAACAGGAGUGGGGGAACCUGUCUGAGUGGCAAAAGGAACUUUACAAGAAUGUGAUGAGGGGCAACUAUGAAUCUCUUGUCUCAAUGGACUAUGCAAUUUCCAAACCAGACCUUAUGUCACAGAUGGAAAGAGGAGAGAGGCCAACCAUGCAGGAACAGGAAGAUUCUGAGGAAGGAGAAACACCCACUGACCCCAGUGCUGCACAUGAUGGAAUUGUGAUCAAAAUCGAAGUACAGACCAAUGAUGAAGGCUCAGAAAGCCUGGAAACCCCAGAACCACUGGCGGGACAAGUAGAGGAGCAUGGAUUUCAGGAGUCAGAGCUGGGGGAAGCCUGUGGGGAACAGCCUGAUUCGGAUGCACAGCAGGAAAGCAGGCUUGGGGAAUCCCCUGAUGACACUAGGGAUUUCAGCGAACUGAAGCAGAUGCUGGUGCAGCAGAGAAACUGUACAGCCGAAGGCAUCGUGAUAAAAACCGAGGAGCAGGACGACGAGGAUGAGG
This is a messenger RNA of Sarcophilus harrisii (Tasmanian devil), 1567 nucleotides long. RefSeq names its product zinc finger protein 777. The record is from RefSeq and is a predicted model, not a curated record. Gene Ontology annotation, biological process: regulation of DNA-templated transcription. NCBI's taxonomy places the organism in Eukaryota, Metazoa, Chordata, Mammalia, Dasyuromorphia, Dasyuridae.